CAGUCGGCAGGGGGCGCUAAACACCCGCCUUAUUGCUACACUUUAAAGACACCGUAGAAGAAGAGCUUACCAUUGUAAACACAAGGAUAUGGCUGACGAGAGGGGUGGAGGUGAAGACAACAUUAACGACAACAUGGGGAACCAGUUACAGCUUUUACCAGAAAAUGAGGAGGAGGAGGAGGAGGAGGAUGACAUGGAGACUGAAGACAGAGAGAGUGAUGAGGGAGAAAAUCCCAGCAUCAUCACCUUUGACCCCAGUCUUCCCACAUCACAUGCUUACCUGGGCUCAGACAUGGAAGAGUUCCACGGCCGUACGGUCCACGAUGAUGACAGCUGCCAGACUAUCCCUGUGCUGCCACACACAGCUGUGAUGCUGGUGCCAGGCCAGACUCUGCCUCUGCAGCUGUUCAGGCCUCAGGAGGUCAGCAUGAUGAGGAGCAUCAUCCAAAGAGACCGCACGUUCGCUGUGCUCGCACACAGUGAUGCGGCGGAGCCAGAGUUUGGGACAACAGCUGAAAUCUAUGCAUACCGGGAGGAGCAGGAGUACGGCAUUGAGACAGUCAAAGUGAAAGCUGUGGGGAGGCAGAGGUUCAAGGUCCAUGAGAUAAGAACUCAAGCAGAUGGGAUCAGACAAGCCAAAGUACAGAUCCUUCCAGAGCGAAUCCUUCCAGAUCCCCUGUCUGCUGUGCAGCUAACGCCGCUCUCCAGACUCCACGUACACCCCUCCUCCAAACCCCCAACUCAGAGCUGCAAAGAGGCCCAGUGCUGGUGGAACAACUACCAGCAGAGGAAGUUUCACUGUGCUAGACUGACACCGUGGCCCCACUGGGUCUACGCACUCUACGACUCUGAGUCACUCAUGAACAGAGUGAAGAAGCAACUCCAUGAAUGGGAUGAGAACCUGAAGGAUGACUCCCUCCCCACGAAUGCCGUAGACUUCUCCUACAGGGUGGCAGCCUGUCUGCCCAUAGACGAUGCUCUGCGGCUGCAGCUGCUGAAGAUUGGCAGUGCCAUCCAGAGACUCCGCUGUGAGCUGGACAUCAUGGACCGGUGCACGUCAUUGUUUUGUAAGCAGUGCCAGGACACAGAAAUCACCACAAAAAAUGAAAUAUUCAGCUUGUCUCUGUAUGGGCCCAUGGCUGCAUAUGUCAACCCUCAUGGCUACGUUCACGAAACACUGACUGUCUACAAAGCCAACAACCUCAACGUGGUUGGCAGGCCAUCCACACUGCACAGCUGGUUUCCAGGAUACGCCUGGACAAUCGCUCAGUGCAGAAACUGUGGGUCUCACAUGGGUUGGAAGUUCACAGCCACCAAGAAGGACUUAUCUCCCCCUCGUUUCUGGGGUCUGACCCGUUCAGCCAUGUUCCCUCGUAUCCCCCAGGGCAAUGGGGAGGAAGGAGGGGAGGGCGCUCGUCUCUUCUGCCUGUGAUGUCAGACCCCUCCCACCUGCAAACCCUGGAUCUCCAGCCUUUCUCUGGCUGCAAUUACUUUUAGUAAUCAAUCCAUUAUACGUCGCCUGUCACUCGUAACAGCAGCUGUCAUAUUAGCGAAAAGGUGAUUUGGCCUUUAAAUGUCACCUUAAGAGCAAAUUAGGAGAAGGGAGGCUGUGAUUGCUCUUAAAGGUCCUUAAAAUGUGGCGGCAGUAGAGAGACUAAAGUCAGAUGACAGUAACAGAAUGAGUCCAUGCCAUGUGCUAACAUCCUCGCAUGCAGCUCCCUGAUCUGUGUCCCUGUCCUGCUGUUCUCUUGGAAACUGCAAAACAAACAGCUCUGUUCAGUGUCUUAUUUAUCCCAGGCUGCAUUUUGAUCUGAUGUAAAUGAAACAAAUCAAUAUACUUUCACUUCGUAUUCAGAUCCUUUGUCGCAUUUGUUAUAAGAUGUAAAGGAUCGGUGGAGGAAGCUGUUGAAGAGCAUACGUGCAGGUCAACCAUAAUAGGGAGUAUUUUGAAUCUUGGGAUUAAAGUGGGUGUAUUUUUGUAUGUAAUUGCAAAUAGUUUAACAUUCUUUGAUGUGUUGAAAAACGGUUUUCGUUGUCACAUCAGGUUUCGUGUAAUAACCAGAAAAAUCUGAGGCGACAAUAACGGUGGUGUGUAAUAUAGUUGCUAAUCGGUGUCCGCUUUCUAUUCAGCUAGAGCUCCCUGUUGUCAGACGCUGCUUCAGGACACAAACGUUAUCUCCUGCUGCAAAGUGAAGAUUGGAGAUGUCUUGGUGCCUCAUGGCAGACUGUUCUUUAUCCCCAAAGGUCAAAGCAAAUUAAGGUGGAGAGGAGUGUUUAUCCUUAAUCUAGUUUAUUAUGUGUGGUGUGUUAAAACUGUGUGCCUACGCUGCAUCUCAGUGUCUUUUCGUAAGUUUGAUAAAGUAGUGAAUGAAAAUAUGUAAAUGGAAAAGUGAUGAUUACACUUUUAAUUAAAAUAGUUUUUUAGGAUUCUCUUUGGUUUAAACACUUGGUUUUCGGGGUUUUAUUUGUGAUUGUGUUGCAAGGUGCUGGCUCACGUUGGUUAAACUGUCACUGUACAUAUGAUGCGGUCAUAGCAUUUGUUACUAUACUUCUUCUAUAUUUGUCAUCUUUUCCAUGAUCAGGGUCAUAAGAAAUGUCCUAAGAGUAACUGAAUGCAAUAAGAAUUAGUCUUCAUCUGGGGGUGUUGGUUUGUAGUUGCUUUCUUAAAGGAGUGGUUUAACAUUUUCCAAAACAACAUUAUUGUUUAGCAAGUAAGAAAGAUUUACACUAAACUCCAUCCAUAGCCCAGAUAAAGCACAGGGACUGGAAACUGGGGAACCGCCCACCUGGAUCCUUCAUAGGAUCUGCACAAUUAAAAAUUGUCAUAAUAAUGUGUUACAGCAUGUUUAGUUUAGUUAAGGUUUUGUUUAAUGUUAAUUUACUUGAUUGUACUUGUAUACUUUUAUUAAAGAGGUAAUAACAUGUCACUAGGUUCUAGGGACAAAGCCAGUACAGCUGUUUCCACCAGUUUCCAGUUUCAUAUAAAACAUUUAAAACAAUUAGAAAAUGUGAUUUUCUAUAAAUAUGUCCACUAGUUUAGUUUACAUAUCCUUCACCAGAUUCUUAUCAUUUGUAUCAUUUUAUGCAGUUGGACUAAAGUAGCAGGUAUCAACCAGUAACUUUGACUGUGUUAUGUUUCAUAUUACUGGCGCUGUGUUUGCCCCCACAAUCAAAUGGAUGCUUCACUGAGGAAAUGAUUGGCCCAGUUCCAAAGAAGGCCUUGUCUUUCCAUUCCAUUCAGUACCACACAGUAAAAUAAACAUGCAGUUAUCCUGUGA
Messenger RNA from Betta splendens (Siamese fighting fish), 3278 nucleotides. RefSeq names its product cereblon (gene crbn). Gene Ontology annotation, cellular component: Cul4A-RING E3 ubiquitin ligase complex. Lineage: Eukaryota; Metazoa; Chordata; Actinopteri; Anabantiformes; Osphronemidae. The coding region runs from base 89 to 1432 and encodes 447 amino acids. The transcript is spliced from 11 exons. Gene Ontology annotation, biological process: protein ubiquitination. The record is from RefSeq and is a predicted model, not a curated record.